Molecule: messenger RNA, 1667 nt
Organism: Rhinolophus ferrumequinum (greater horseshoe bat)
Lineage: Eukaryota; Metazoa; Chordata; Mammalia; Chiroptera; Rhinolophidae
Gene: PLEK2
Product: pleckstrin 2
Exons: 9
Coding region: 25-1263 (412 amino acids)
Biological process (GO): actin cytoskeleton organization; intracellular signal transduction
Cellular component (GO): plasma membrane
Source: RefSeq, a predicted model, not a curated record
GGUGGGGUGGGGACCACGUCAGAAAUGCCAACCUGGUCCGACUUCCUGCCGGGAGGCCCGGCGGCCUCGGCUCUGGACGCGGGCCAGGGAGGCCUCGCUGGCGCGGAGCCGGAGGCGCUUCCUGGGCGCAGCGGGCGCGGAGGAGCUCGCGGAGAAGCGGGCGCAGGAACGGCGCACUUGGAGGGCCGCGCGGGCGGGGACAUGGAGGACGGCGUGCUCAAGGAGGGCUUCCUCGUCAAGAGGGGUCACAUUGUCCACAACUGGAAGGUGCGAUGGUUUAUCCUUCAGCAGAAUACGCUGCUGUACUACAAGCUCGAGGGGGGUCGGAAGGUGACCCCUCCCAAGGGCCAGAUCCUUCUGGAUGGCUGCACCAUCACCUGCCCCUGCUUGGAGUAUGAAAACCGACCUUUCCUGAUUAAGCUGAAGACGCGAACAGCCACAGAAUAUUUCCUGGAAGCCUGUUCUCGAGAGGAGAGGGACGCCUGGGCCUUUGAGAUAACGGGGGCUAUUCACGCUGGGCAGCCAGGGAAAGUCCAACAACUCCAUUUAUUAAAGAAUUCCUUCAAGCUGCCCCCUCACCUCAGCCUGCAUCGCAUCGUGGACAAGAUGCACGACAGCGGCAGUGGAAUCCGGCCAUGCCUCAAUAUGGAGCAGGGAAGCACCUACAAAAAGACCUUCAUAGGCUCCUCCCUGGUGGACUGGCUCAUCUCUAACAGCUUUGCAGCCAACCGUCUGGAGGCUGUGACCCUGGCCUCUGUACUGAUGGAGGAGAACUUCCUCAGGCCUGUCGGCGCCCGGAGCACGGGAGCCAUUCGCUCUGGGGAUCUGGCCGAGCAGUUCCUGGAUGACUCCACGGCCCUGUACACUUUUGCUGAGAGCUACAAGAAGAAGACAAGUCCCAAGGAAGAAAUAAGUCUCAGCACCAUGGAGUUAAGUGGCACGGUGGUGAAACAAGGCUAUCUGGCCAAGCAGGGCCACAAGAGGAAAAACUGGAAGGUGCGGCGCUUUGUUCUGAGGAAGGACCCGGCUUUCCUGCAUUACUACGACCCUUCCAAAGAUGAGAACCGGCCAGUGGGUGGGUUUUCUCUUCGUGGUUCACUUGUGUCUGCUUUGGAGGAUAAUGGUGUUCCCACUGGGGUGAAAGGGAAUGUCCAGGGAAAUCUCUUCAAAGUGAUUACCAAGGAUGACACACACUAUUAUAUCCAGGCCAGCACCAAGGCUGAGCGAGCAGAGUGGAUUGAAGCUAUCAAAAAGGUAACAUGACAAGGACCACAGACAGAACAGGACCAGGAUUCCUCUCUCCUACCAGGUGAUACAGACAGGAUUUCCUGGAAAAUGGGAGUUUGUGAAGACUUGACUUCUUCGCAUAUUUUGUACUGCUUUGGAGACUGGUGGAGUUCCUCAGAUUACAUCAGCAGUGGUGGGAUUUCCUUCCCCACCUUCAUGUUAACAACCUGGAAAUGCUAGAACAGCCAUUAGGCAUCAGCAUCUUGACUUUCACUCAUUAUGCAGCCAGCCAUCCCUCAGGCACCUACUUGGUUCCCCUUGUAACACUAACUGGCGACUCUUGGCAGCUCUCUCCGAAAUGCUGUCAACAACUUUUAACUCUUCUUUGGAAUAAAAAAUUAUAUUUGUUUCUGGCUAAUAGAAUUCCUGUACAAAGUUUU